This is a messenger RNA of Enterobius vermicularis (human pinworm), 1542 nucleotides long. NCBI's taxonomy places the organism in Eukaryota, Metazoa, Nematoda, Chromadorea, Rhabditida, Oxyuridae. The record is from the annotation of a GenBank genome assembly.
UUGCAUUUAAAGGGCUAUGUUUUAACUUCUAAAAUAACUACAGGUCCAGAUCGUUGCUUCGGCUUCGUGGAAUUUCCAGAUGUGAAUAGCGCUCAAGCGUGGAUGGAGUACAAUAAGGGCACCUUAGAACUUGACGAUGGACGGUUUAUCAAAAUGGAGUAUUCGUGCUACGAUAGCCUUGAUGGACGCUCAACUGGUGCAAACAGUUCUAGGGAUUGGAUGUGCGCCAAAUGCACAAUAAAAAAUUUUAAAAAUCGUGGUUCCUGUUUUAAAUGUAAUUUGACGAGGAUAGAAUCGGAUAAUCUGGCACGCAAAGGCUAUGCAGCUAUUGGAGUCGCCAAAUGUGAUACACUUUUACUUCGUGAGAUACCUCUUAAAUGCACGGAAACCGCAAUAGAAGCUGAGCUGAGCAGAGUUUCUUCUAUGGAAGUCCUUCGAGUUCAUAUUGCUGAAUCUGGCCUUUACGCGUAUGUUCAGAUGAGAAGUGCAGACGAUGCUGAAAGGCUAAUGUUAACAUUCAAUCAAAUACCAUUGAUCAUUAAUGGAUGUACAGGUAUUACCUCAAAAUCUUUAGUGCCACCCAAUCCUACCCUUUUCCAAUUCGAGUCUUCUUCUGGGCUGUAUUAUGAUCCUACAACCGGAUUAUAUUAUGACAGUAAUUCCCAAUAUUACUGGGAUGCAAAUUCUCAGAAAUGGAACAGUUGGAAUGCAACAUACCAGGCAUAUAUUCCAUGCGAUGCAUUGGCAGAAAAAAACCCAGAAUCACAACAGACUAAUAUUGCGCGAGAAAUGGCAAAAUGGGCUAAACGUCAAAGUAAAGUUUUGUUAGCUGUGAAGGCUACUCCAAAAUUGGAGACUACUUCACCACUAGUUACUGCCAGCCAGUCGAAACCGUCUUCCGAGUCCACGACUUCUUUCAUUCUUUUAUUCGGGAAGCAUUUAUUGAUCUUGCAUUUAUUCUGUGAUAAUUUUAGGAAUGUCAAUGAAGGGACAUUAGUAGAUUCGGAGAAGAAAUUCUGCAUUCUUUGCAAGCGAAAGUUUGGUAGUCUUGAAGUUUUAAUGAAGCAUGUGAAGAUGUCAGACAUGCAUAAGAAGAAUUUGGAAGCCUACAUGGCUCAGAAAAUUACGAGCGAAGCAGCUCCAUCUGCCCCCCUUUUUACUGAGCCUUAUUCAUAUCCCAGGCCACAGCAAUAUCGUGAUCGAGCGAAAGAAAGGAGGAACAUGUUUGGCUUGGACCCAAGCGGUUUUACGAAAGACGCCAUUGGUGGUGACGCAGCUGAUUACUCAGCAUGGUCUCAAGAAGUGCCAUUGGAUGAGUCGAAUAUAGGCAGUAAAUUAUUGAAGUCCAUGGGGUGGACUGAAGGUACCGGAAUUGGAAAAAAUAACCAGGGCAUAGUUGCUCCGAUAACAGCUGAACGUCGAGUAGAAGGUGCUGGUUUGGGCGCCGCCGGUUCUCGCAUGCUUCAUGGCGCCAAUGCUUCACGAAGGGAGCGCGCUCAUUAUUCGAUGUUAAGUCGCUAUCAGGAAGAAUUUGGCAGUUGA